CUUCUUUUUAACUUGUCACACGCUUUCACUGGCAGUACUACUCGUUGUAUCGUCCGCUGCAAAGUUUUCAUGCUGUCAGUUCAGUAUGGAAAUACACGUGCAGUCUGAGCGCUCAACCUCUUCUCCUCUCCCUUUCAGCUGAACUCCAUCCACGUCCCGAUAUCCCCAACCCCGUCUUCUCCUUCCACUCCUUUCGCCCAUCACUCAGCCCAUCCUCAAUCCUCAUCGUCUUACUGCAUCAUGUCCGGUACCUUAGAAAGCCAGUCUAUCAGACUUGAAGUUAUCAGCGCAAAAAAUCUCAAAAUUCCUUCCAACCGCUUUCCCGCUGGCAUUUACGUAUCCAUCAAUGUCGACUCGAGGGGAUGCUGGAAAUCAGCCAUCAAAGUCUUAUCAUCCGACAAAUCUGUAGUGUGGGGUGAUGCUGUGACCCUAUCAUCACAGGCGUCACCUGCAUUAUCAAUUGAGAUCAGGGUAUCCUAUGAGCUCGAUCGAAUGCUAGGCAAUGGCAAAGUCAUCGGAAAACUCGAAACGUCGUGGAAUGAGUUGCUUGAUCAUCCAGAUGAGCCUUUUGAACUGUCCUUCCCACCUGUUGGUGGUGUCCACCCUUCCCUCACGUUAAAGACUGUCGUUGUACAUGCUUGCGACAAUCAGGACGGCGCACUGUUUGUUUCCCUCGUAGACUGCGAGAUUGCUCGAGAGACAGGUGAGGGCCACACACGACUUGCCGAGUACAUGUCCAGGGGGACGGUCUGUCACCUGAACAAUGCUGUGAAGCAUUUUCAGCUGGUUCUGGACCAGUGUCCGGUCGGCCAUCCUGACCACGCAGCAGCUCUCACCAACCUUGCGUGGGCCCGCCUUGAAGGUUAUAUUCGACAUGACCCCCAAGACAUCGACAACAUCACUUCCCUCCUCCGCGAAGCCCUUGAAUUGCGUCCGCAGGGCCACCCGGAUCACGCGUCAUCUCUUUAUCGUCUCAUUCGAACAUUGAACUGGCGCUACAGCAGGGAGCACGCCACCGUCUACAUUCACGAAUCCGCACAGCUGUGCUGCAAGCUACUGCCCCUCUGGACAGAGGGCACCUACCUUCGUAGCAUCGUCCUACACAGCGCAGUCGAUUAUGUGAUUCCGCGAUGCAACGAUCUUCCAACCGAUGCAUCUAAUGAAGGCAUCCGCCUUCGACGAAACGUGCUCAAACUCUGUCCUCUGGGUCAUCAACACCGUGCCCGCGCCCUUGACGAGCUUGCACUUGCAGUCGAGGCACGCUUCGACCAGCAUGGGAGCAUUGAUGAUCUAGAAGAGAGCAUACAACUUGGUCGUGAAGCUCUUUCUUUGUGCCUCGAGGAACAUUCCAGCCGUGAUGGCUACCUGAUUAACUUGGCAUUCUCACUCAAGUCCCGCUUUGUUCACCAAGGCAAAUUUGAUGACCUCGAUGAGGCCAUCACUUUGUACGAAGAAGCGCUGCGCCUGUGCCCUGUUGGGCACGCAUCUCGUGAUUUCUCAUUGGACAACCUAGGGGGCGCCCUCCACACCCGUUUCAACCAUCGUGGUGACAUUGAUGACAUCACCCGAGCUAUCAGCCUUCAUCGCGAGGCAUUGACGUUGCGCCCAUCUGGGCAUCCACGUCGUGACAUCACGCUCAGCAACCUUGCCCUCGCGCUUGAAACCAGAUUUAAAAAAUUACAUGUCAGCGAGGAAUCUGCCGAUGAUCUCAACGAGGCCAUUGAUCUGUAUCGUGAAUCCCUUCGGCUAACGGGGCAUGAUCAUCCCAAGCGCCAUGUAACUCUUCACAAUUUGAGCUCGGCGCUCUGCUCUCGUUUCGCGCAAACUCGACAGAAUGAAGAUGUCAAGGAGGCGAUUGAUCUCUGUGAAGAAUCAUUAUUGGCAUUGCCUUCAUUGCACCCGGGUAGAUACUUCAGCUAUAUGAAGCUGAAGCAGGCCUAUUUGUCGCGUUACCGAGUGCACAACAACCCUGUUGAUUUGUCACUUGCAGUGGAGAACUUCAGACUGGCGUCAGGACACCCUACUCAAGGAUUUCCACGACGUAUUGUGACAGCCCGGAACUGGGUCACCGCAGCAGAGCAGCACAGUCAUACAUCUGCGCUGGAGGCCUACAACACAUAUUUUGACCUUCUUGACAGUCAUCUAGCAACACAAUCAUCAACAAUUUCACGGCGCGAACCUGCCACUGCCUUUCGUAACACCAGAUCACUGCCUGUUGAUGCAGCAUCGUGUGCCAUCUGCCUCGACAAUUUACGACGCGCAAUCGAACUCGUGGAGCGGGGCCGUGGCCAACAGUGGUCAUUGGCCUCUCGCCUGAGGAGUCCACUCGAAGACCUCGAGUCCACAAAUCCAAUCCUAGCUCACAAGUUCUCCGAGCUCAACAAGCGUCUGUCUGACGCUCAAGGUUCCGCAGGCAGCACAGACCGAGCUGCUGCUGAUCGCGCAGCAAUAAAAUACAGGAAACUGAUGGAGCAGUGGGACGCUGCGGUGGCUCAAAUCCGUAAUCUUCCAGCUUUCUCGCGAUUUCUACUCCCGCCAUCGUAUGCAGAGUUGCAACUGGCAGCACGUCAUGGACCAGUCAUCAUCCUCAUUGCCAGUACAAAAUUGUGCGGAGCCAUCAUUGUCCCGACGUCAGGAGAGCCCCAUCAUGUUCCCUUACCGUCUAUCACUCUCGCAGAUCUGGAGAAUCUCAAGGGCCGCUUUGCCUGGGCAAUACGGCAAGCAUCUCAGAUGGGCCUGACAGAGUCGAGGACCGACCUCAUAGUACUCUUGCGGGUAGUAUGGCACAAUAUCAUGCUACCUAUCGUCAACGUACUCGAGCACGUACUCGAAUUCAAGCGCCGGUCUCGUAUCUGGCUAUGUCCAACUGCAGCUUUCACGUCCAUUCCUCUCCAUGCAGCUCACCCCUUUAAAAUGAAGGCAGAUCGAUCUGGGUGGGAGCCAUCUCUGGAACAUCUCUACAUCUGCUCGUACACGCCGACACUUUCGGCUCUGAUCAAAUCUAGACAGAUGAUGAAGACAUGUGCGAGUCCGUCCUUCGCGGCGAUUGGACAGGGUCAACCUGGUUCAGGGAAAGGCAAGGAACUCUUGGCUGUUGACAGCGAGCUCGAGCUCGUGCAGAAGCUUGUCCCUGUGGCGGCCAUGCGUACCACUAUUUCUGGCGAAGCAGCCACACGAGCAGGUGCACUCGAAGCUUUGGAACAGAACUCAUGGGUGCACCUUGCAUGUCAUGGCAAGCAAGACCAAGACCAGCCUUACAAUUCCCAUUUCGUUAUGAGAGACAAACCUCUCACGUUGCUUGAUAUCAUGGAGAAAGACAUUCCGCACACCGAGUUCGCGUUCUUGUCGGCGUGUCAUACUGCUGCCGGAGAUAAGAAGACGCCGGACGAAGUCAUCCAUCUCGCAGCUGGCAUCCAAUUUUCAGGGUUCAAGAGCGUCGUUGGCACACUGUGGGAGGUCGACGACGCUGUCGCAAAACACGUCGUUGAAGCUUUCUACAAGACUCUGUUUGAGGGUUUGAAGGAUGGGGGUCUUAUGGACUGUACGAAGGCGGCGCGGGCACUCAACCAUGCUAAGCACGCCGUGAUGAAGACAGUGCCGCUCGAGCAGAGAAUUGUUUUCAUUCAUAUCGCCUCAUCCCCCGCCUGAGUACUUAGUACGAGCCUACUCUGGCUGACUCCCGCCAUCCGG
Molecule: messenger RNA, 3690 nt
Organism: Suillus clintonianus
Lineage: Eukaryota; Fungi; Basidiomycota; Agaricomycetes; Boletales; Suillaceae
Product: CHAT domain-containing protein
Exons: 6
Coding region: 241-3648 (1135 amino acids)
Molecular function (GO): protein binding
Source: RefSeq, a predicted model, not a curated record